UGGAAUCAAUACGAUCCCUGAUCACUGGUCGCUCUUUCAACUCUGACAUUGAACGCUGAGUCAGCGGGGCCUCGAGGACUGUAACAAGGCUGAAGAUGAAAUAUUUCAGAACAAUUCUAUCAACACCACCGCAGCCAUAAUGAACAACUCGCAGUUUCGCAAACUAGUCCUCGAUACUCCUGCGCGGCAGGCUUCCUCAUCAUCCCCUCCAGACAAGACAGCCCAGCGCAAUGGCGCAACACCUUCUGCCCUUGGUUCUCGGAUGCGCAGUUCCAUUCCCAUGACACCGCGCACAAUAGCAGGCUACAGUUCUACAAAUGCUUUUGCGCGACAACUUGCUGAACGCAAUGCUGCUGCCUCUGGUCCUUCAACCAAGAAAUUCCGCUCUGCAGCAGCACCGAAAGGCGUGAAGCUUGCAGAUGGUUAUACGGAUCGUGCGAAACAACUUCGAAGCGCGGGUGAGGAAGAAGAUGAAGAGAAUGACAAGGUUACAAGAGUCAAAGCGCUGGAGGAGAUGAUGAAGCUACAGCAGAUUGACGAAGAGACUUUCAUCAAGUUACGAGAGGAGAUUCUGGGAGAUGAGGUGAAGGAUAGGGCGAAACUGGUCAAGGGUCUGGAUUGGGGAUUAUUGGAGAGGGUAAGGAGGGGAGAAGUGGGUGUGGAAGAUGUCCUAGAAGGUUCCGAGAAGAAGAUGGCCCCCGAGCCAGACGACGAAGAGGUCGAGGAUGUUGACCACGAGUUUGAGAAGCUGGAGGAGAGAGAAGUGGAGGCUGUGGUCAAGGAGCGGGAGAAAAAGAAAGGGGAGAUGGCACCGCCUGCGCUGACGGGCAAGAAGCGGAAUCGAGAUCAGAUAUUGGCGGAAAUGAAGGCAGCAAGACAAGCAGCGAAAGAAGCAGCAGCUCCAUCUUUAGGCUCGAAGUUUAAGAAGGUUGGAGAUAGGAGGGCAGAGAGCAGGAUCGAGAGGGAUGGGAAGGGAAGGGAAGUUCUAAUUACGAUUGACGAAAAUGGGAACGAAAAGCGCAAAGUCAGGAAGGUCCAGCCUGAGCCAGAAGUUGAGAAAAGUCGUGGGCUGUUGAUGCCGGACAAAGAUGCCAAACCAUUAGGAAUGGAAGUGCCAGAUAUACCCAAAGUUGAGGAGGAAGAAGAUGAUAUGGAUAUCUUCGACGGGGUAGGAGACGAAUAUGAUCCUCUGGCUGGUCUUUCAGAGGACGAUUCAGAUGAGGCUGAGAAGGAAGCCGGCGAAGUGGAAGAAAAGAAGCCUAUUCCAGGAAGUAUGGCGCCGCCUCCAAAGCCUACAGCAUCACGGAAUUACUUCAACGAACCUAGCAAACCCACAACUACAGAAGAAUCCAAACCUGCCGCUCUCAGCGAUCCGACUAUUCUGGCAGCCCUUCGCAAAGCUUCGGCACUCAAUGUACCAUCCACAGAACCUUCUAACGCGGAAGAAGCCGCCAAGGAGGCUCGUCGGAAAAAGAUGCUGGAAAGAGAUGACCGCGAUGCUCAAGAUAUGGACAUGGGAUUCGGUUCCAGUCGCUUUGCAGAUGAAGAGGACUUUGAAGAGAAGAAGGUUAAAUUAAGCGAGUGGGGUAAAGGAGGGGAUGAUGAUGGAGAAGAGGGCGGGAAGGGUAAAGAGAAGCGGAAACGAGGCCCAAAGAAGAGGAAGGGCGACAGCAAUAGUGCAGCGGAUGUUAUGAAGGUACUUGAGAGGAGGAAAGCCUCUGGCUCUUGAGAUAGCUGUUUGGGGAAAUGCUAAAUCCUUAGCCGUCAAGUUUCACACAAGCAUUUUUUGGCUGUUGUUUGAUAUCCAUACUAUUUUCCUGGGUCCGGGGCAUAUGCAUGUUUCGUCUCAACUUGUGAAGGACAAAAUGGCAUGAAUUGACAACGGAUAAGCCAUCCCUUCAAAUAGACAAAUGGUAUACUAUGCUCAGGGAUACACAUGUGGGACAAGUGGACUUGUUUGCGUCUGAACGGGCGGGACCUCCACGAUUCUGAACGCAGAUUGGCUUUCAUUGACACGGAUAAGCCGAGUAAGGAUACCGGACGGAACUGCUCAUCGACUCUCAAGCUUCAUUAUCGAAGGGUUGUCAAGGUUGUGACAUCAAUAGUUAGCAUGACUUAAAUACCUAUCCCAGUUAUAUUUAUGCCAAUUGAGAUCCAGUCAACCAAUAAUUUGUGAUAAGCAGCUGUCGAAGGAGGGACUGCAUAAUUCCAAACUCACUACCCCGAAAGCGGCGAU
Molecule: messenger RNA, 2236 nt
Organism: Cadophora gregata
Lineage: Eukaryota; Fungi; Ascomycota; Leotiomycetes; Helotiales; Ploettnerulaceae
Exons: 2
Coding region: 140-1729 (529 amino acids)
Biological process (GO): mRNA splicing, via spliceosome
Cellular component (GO): nucleus
Source: RefSeq, a predicted model, not a curated record